Messenger RNA from Prorocentrum cordatum, 647 nucleotides. NCBI's taxonomy places the organism in Eukaryota, Dinophyceae, Prorocentrales, Prorocentraceae. The record is from the annotation of a GenBank genome assembly.
CAGGCGACCGCGGGCGAUGGCGGCGGCCAAGGCGUCGGCCGCGACGACGAGGGCAUGAUGCGCCUCGCCAUCCAGGAGGCGCGGAAGGCGAUGGCGGCUGGCGAGGUGCCCGUCGGCUGCGUCUUCGUGGACCGGCGCGCCGGCCGGGUGCUGGUCGCCGGGGGCAACGAGACCAACAGGUCCCGCAACGGGUCGCGGCACUGCGAGGUGGUGGCCGCGGAGUUGGCGUUGCGGACGCACGGUGCGGAUGCUCUGAGGGACAGCUGCCUGUACGUCACCCUCGAGCCGUGCAUCAUGUGCGCGGGGGCCCUGCAGCACCUCGGCGUGCCCGAGGUCGUCUUCGGGGCCCCGAACACGCGCUUCGGCGGCUGCGGCGGCGUGUUCGCGGUGCACGAGCUGCGGGCGCCGGCCGCCGGGCGGGCGGCGGGCGGCGAUGCCCCGCGGGAGGCGCCGCGGCCACGCCGCGGGGCAGAGGCGCACCUGCGCGGCUUCUCGUGCCGCAGCGGGGUGCUCGCCGACGAGGCCGUGGAACUCCUCCGCGAGUUCUAUGCCUCUGGGAACCCCAACGCGCCCGACGAGAAGAGGCACCGGCCGCUGUCGGGCGGCUGAGGCCCCUGGCGCCGCCGCCGUGGUGCGGCGAAAAAGAG